Molecule: messenger RNA, 2056 nt
Organism: Raphanus sativus (radish)
Lineage: Eukaryota; Viridiplantae; Streptophyta; Magnoliopsida; Brassicales; Brassicaceae
Product: protein NRT1/ PTR FAMILY 5.2-like
Exons: 5
Coding region: 186-1949 (587 amino acids)
Biological process (GO): transmembrane transport; dipeptide transport
Cellular component (GO): membrane
Molecular function (GO): tripeptide transmembrane transporter activity; dipeptide transmembrane transporter activity
Source: RefSeq, a predicted model, not a curated record
UCUAUUAUUUUUGUCAACUCUCUCGGCUGAUUGUAUGUGUUACGUCUGCACUACGUGAGGCAUCAUCUUCUUUGUAUAUAUAUGAGACAGAACUGCUAAUUCUCUCUUCACACAAGUAUAUUAUAGCCACAUUUGAAAAAACAAAAAAACACAGAAGCUACGAAACUACGAAGAGGGAGAUAUAAAUGACAGUAGAAGAGGUAGGAGAUGAUCACACACAAGAUGGAACUGUUGAUCUUCGAGGCGAUCCUGUUCGAAGAUCCAUUAGAGGUAGAUGGAAAGCUUGUUCGUUCCUCGUCGUGUACGAGGCAUUUGAGCGGAUGGCAUAUUUCGGGAUAUCGAGCAACCUCGUGAUUUACAUGACAACCAAAUUGCACCAAGGCACAGUUAAGUCCUCGAAUAAUGUGACCAACUGGGUCGGGACUGUUUAUCUCACUCCCAUCUUGGGUGCUUAUAUCGCGGACGCUCAUCUUGGUCGCUACCGCACGUUUGUCAUCUUUUCUACUAUCUAUUUUUUGGGGAUGAUGGUAUUAACUUUAUCAGUAUCCAUACCGGGAAUUAAACCACCUGAAUGUUCUACGGCUAAUGCUGAAGACUGCGAAAAGACCUCUGUUCUUCAGUUAGCGGUUUUCUUUGGAGCAUUAUACACAUUAGCCAUUGGUACUGGCGGUACAAAACCGAACAUUUCUACCAUAGGAGCCGAUCAGUUCGACGAGACCGACCCAAAGGAGAAGGUUCAGAAAAUGUCAUUCUUCAAUUGGUGGAUGUUUAGUAUUUUCUUUGGCAUUCUCUUCGCCAAUACAGUUCUUGUCUAUGUUCAAGAUAAUGUGGGCUGGGGAUGGGGUUAUGGGAUUCCAACUUUAGGACUUGCUGUAUCCAUCCUUGUUUUUUUGUUUGGCACUCCUUAUUACCGCCAUAAACUCCCUGCCGGAAGCGCUUUCAUGAAGAUGACUCGAGUCAUUGUGGCUUCAUUUCGCAAAGCUAAUGCCCCAAUGGCACGCGACCUCACACAAUUCCACGAGCUGCCUUCAAUGGAAUAUGAGCGGAAAGGCACAUUUCCGAUCCAGUCCACUAAGAGUCUAAGGUUCUUAGACAGAGCUUCACUCAAAACAGGAACAACAGAUCAGUGGAAUCUUUGUACAAUCACAGAAGUCGAAGAAACAAAACAAAUGCUUAAUAUGUUACCGGUCAUGUGUGCAACUUUCGUCCCAAGCGUGAUGCUCGCUCAAGUCAACACUUUGUUUGUCAAACAAGGAACGACUCUAAACGCAAGGAUCGCCGAAAAUUUCAGCAUCCCGCCAGCGAGUCUCGCUGCCUUUGUUACAGUCUCAUUCCUUGUCUCCAUUGUGUUAUAUGAUCGACGCUUUGUCAAGCUAAUCCGAAAAUUCACAGGGAAUCCAAGAGGCAUUACUUUGCUUCAACGAAUGGGAAUUGGUAUUAUCAUCCACAUCCUCCUCAUGAUAGUCGCAUGUUUCACCGAAAGGUAUAGACUCAAAGUCGCUGCCGAUCAUGGACUCAUCCACCAAAAGGGAGUAAAACUACCACUGACAAUCUUCGUUUUGCUUCCUCAAUUCGUGCUAAUGGGUAUAGCUGAUGCUUUCUUGGAAGUUGCAAAGCUAGAAUUUUUCUACGAUCAAGCUCCUGAUAGCAUGAAAAGUCUAGGGACAUCGUAUUCGUUAACGAGUUUUGGGAUAGGGAAUUUCUUGAGCAGUUUCUUGUUGUCGACCGUAUCAAAUAUAACGAAGAAACGAGGAAGAGGAUGGAUUUUAAAUAAUCUUAAUGAGUCUAGGUUGGAUUAUUAUUACUUGUUCUUUGCGCUUCUUAAUUUUAUCAACUUCCUCUUCUUCUUGGUUGUGGUUAAGUUUUAUGUCCAUAGAGCUCAGGUUACUCAUUCACUGGAUGUGAAAGAAGUGGAAGCGAAGGUGAUGGGUGUCGAGGAGAAUGAAUAACCUAAGUAUAUUCUUCUUUUUUGGUAAAAUAAGUAUAUUCUGUUUUUUUUUUAAAUCUGUUAAUUUCUUUAUGGACAUUUACUUCAAAUGCCUCGUACAUUAAUCAC